Bradysia coprophila is the source of this 3342-nucleotide messenger RNA. RefSeq lists its product as uncharacterized. The record is from RefSeq and is a predicted model, not a curated record. NCBI's taxonomy places the organism in Eukaryota, Metazoa, Arthropoda, Insecta, Diptera, Sciaridae.
CAGUUGACCAGUUGCUUCAGUUGUUUUGUGUGAUUUAAAUUUCUAAGAUUUAUUUUCUAUCUGUUACUCAUGUGAAAACAUUCAAUUUAUUUGUGAUCUGCUUAUAUUUUACACAUAAACUUCUAACGAAAUAUCAUAAUGCCGAAAUCCAAUCUACAAACGUUCAGCACAGCAUUUUGGAAAGAUUACAAAGAGAAAAGGUUCUACCAGAUAAUCGAAAAUAUUCCGAAACUCAUGGAGUUCGAAUGUGGGCCGGGCAAUGUAGACAUGUACCAGAAAUUGUGCUCGUUUUCCUUGAUUGUAUUGGUAGAUAAAGCGAACGAUAAGACAGUCGCCGCUGAAACUCAUAUGACAACAAUCUGUAAUAAGUACCAAACUGUGAUUGCGAGCACCAAGUACCCGAUCACGGCCUUACAAUACUUCAUUUGUCUGGAAUAUUUGUGUGAUUUGAAUGACAUUCCAAAGAAGUUGCUCAGUCAAUUGGUUGAAAACCUAGCCGCUGCAGUGUUAAACAAAAUUACAACAUGGGAACAUUCAUGGACGGAUCCAGAUCGGACCACAUUGAACCGAUUUAUCAUCGUUCUGGUUGAACUAGAAUCGAAGCUGCCGUCUCCAACAUUUACAUUGGCUGAGGAAGCGAUCAAAUUUUUUUCGACCAUAACGACUGACCAACGGAAAACUGCCUAUACUGAGUAUUUGCUGACCACUUUAAAGUUGCUCAAGUCAUAUCGUGACGAGAAUGUGGACAGUUUUGGCGAAUUGGUGAAGAUUAGGUCUCAAUCCACGAACGAAAAGUACAUAAAAGACGGUGCCAUCAUGAUGUCCCAAAUUAUUCGUGCCAGCACAUCGCUGAUAUCGAAAGGAUCCCUUGCUUUCAAGCAAAAAAUUGUGACUAUUCUCAAUGGUCUGUACGAAAUCAUCAGAAAUAAGAGCCUUUCGGCGUGCCAAUACAUAUUUCGCAAAGCCUUCAAGGCAGACUGCUGCGAUAGACCUAUCACGCAUGCCGGCCUGCAAAUUCUGGAAACUGUACGAACAAUAGUUGUCGAAGCGAUAAGAGGCAACAAUUUUAAUGAAAUACUAGUUAGCGCGAUGUCUAAUUUCGCGAUGGCUGAAGAGGAAAUCAUUUCGAAUUUUGAUUGUGCAGCUCGUAAAAAUUUGAAUUGGAGCCUUCGGGAAACGUUUCGUUUUAUUUUAGACAAUAUUGACAAAAUUGUGACCACCUGUGGGCUAGAUAGAGCAAAACGUACGUUGCAGAAAUGUCUAACCAUGAAUUCACUCGAAGGGUUGAACUGUGUCCGCACUGUCGAUGCCUUGUCAAAUAUAUGCAAGGAUUCCGACAACAUAGCCGAAAAAAUCAGCUGGGCUGCGUUCGGUUUUAUGUUCUGUACCGAUCGAAAAAAUAAAAUUUUUUACCUGUGCAAGUUGCAUGAACUUCAGUCGAAACUAAAUGAUCCGAAGCAGUUUGCGACAAUAACAUCGUUAGUGAAAGACUUACCGAAGAAAAAGAAUUCGGUGGACAUAGAUCCCAUUCAGCUGCAACUGUUUCAAAUAUCCGUCGAGAUCGAUUAUCCACGAUUGUCGGAAAUGUGUCUAAAAAAGCUGGGCGAUGAUAUGUGUGAAAUGGACUUCUACAAAAAUGGUCACAGUUUCAACGCAAAUCUGUGCAAAAGUGGGGUUUGUUACGUGCUGUUCUUAGCGCAUAUGCAACAGUACAAAUCGAAUGUGAAGUUCGAACGAAUGGAUGAUCCGUUGAACGAGAAAUUUGUGCUGUUGAAGAAAGAAGUCGAAAUCGUCGGAAAGCUGAAAGAAGCGCUUGACUAUUUGGCCGAAUUUAUACGCGAUGAGGACGCUUGGUUGGGUAAGAAGGACAGUGCUGACUAUAUUCUCUUGGCUGAGAAAUUUCUGUUAGUAAUUGCUGAAACUUUGAUAAAUCGUCACUACAAAGAGCAGGCUGUCGCUGCAUUCGAACUAUUCUACAAAUUCACUAAACUCAUCGAUCAUCGAGUCAAUCAAAUAAUAGCUGCUGGGUACCUUGUCGAAAACAUUCAUUUAACUUCAACGGUAUCCGAAAAGGAAAUCGUAACAGAGUUACAGAGUAAUAUAAUGCAGAAGUUGAAAGAUGUAAAUACCAUGUCUGAGGAUGAGCUGGGUAGUUUCUUGUUCGGUUUUCUGCAAUUGACCAUGUACACCUUGCGUCACCAGUGUAACAUCGAACAUACCAAGAAGUACAUGCAGUCCAUAAACAAAUUAUUGGACAAAUACGACGGUACGAAAGCGAAAUAUUUACCCGCACGACUGAAAUACGCCGAGGUGAUGUUCGAACUGAUUGUGAAGAAUCCCGAUACAACCAUUACACCGGUCACAUUUAUCGAAGACAUUUUCCAUCGGUUUAAACAAAUUCGUAUGGUUUCGAGGUCAGACUAUCGCACAAUUCCAGGCAUCAUAUUAGAUUUGCUGAUUACAUUGCACGAAUUUACUCAACCUCGUUACGAACUGUGCUACACAUCAUCUCUGAAUAUGACCGUACAUUCUGUAGCGAUUCAAAAAGGCUACUUGUUCUUACUCGCAAAGGUUACGAUAGUGCAGAGCGGUGAAAUGUUACUGAUAAACGGAAAGUAUUUGAAGACUCUCAUGAAUCAACUGGAUGUACUGUUCGAUUGUCCACGCCCAGCUUUGCCGGGCCCGGAAACAGAAGAUGAAACGGUAGUCAUUCCAAGUGAAAAAGAAGAUAAAAUGUUACAGAUUACGUGGAACAAAGACAUAUCGCCGUUAAUCCAUCCUAUCAAAUGCAAAUGCUUCCAAUGUACGAACAAAUUGAUGAACACUCUCAUGAUGGACGUCGCUACGCUAAAGACGUUGGCCGUUUACUUCAACAAAGAAUACGAAAAUAGCCUCGCAUUAUUCAAACGAAUUUACAAUCAUUGGACGGCCUUAAACACAUUGUCCUACUCCGGUAUGUUGAUGCAUUACAGCGAUUGCCUGGUUUCCAAUCACCGCGAGGACAAGUCCAAUGCUAUCUUAAACGAAGCGCUCGAUGUGUGCAAUGAUUAUGCUCAGGCGCAAGACAUAAGUGUUCGAUUGCUGCUGAACACAACGCAGGACGAAUUGAAAAUUGAGCCGAUAAAAUCGUAUGCCGAUGAAGUGCGACCGAAAGUCGUUCGACCCAAAAAGAAAGUCAACAGUAAACCAAGUUUACCGGUCGCUGCCACUGCAAUAAAAGAACGAAUAACUUAUCCAAAGCGAUCGAAUUUACGCAAUUAGUGAAAAUUGAAAAUUAAUUUAUUUUGCUGAGACUGUUUGUAAAAGGCUGUUAAAAACUCAAGAAUAUAAGGAAAUUGAAUC